AUGGCCACCACCGGCAGCGCCACCGGCGGAAUAAUCGGUAAUACCUCUAAUUUCCUCAACACUCCUUCCAAAAGCCCUUCUUCCGAUAAUUCCGCUUCCAGAAAAAGGCCCCGCCACCACCAAUCAAUGGACACGCCGGGCAAAUCCGCUAAUGAACUGAAAAGAAGAUACGAGGCCUACAAUCGCCUCCAGGCCGCCGCAGUGGCGUUCGGAGAGAAGCUCCCGAUUCCGGAGAUUGUGGCUCUCGGCGGCCAGUCCGACGGUAAGAGCUCGUUGCUUGAAGCCCUCCUAGGGUUCCGAUUCAAUGUGCGGGAAGUUGAAAUGGGGACUCGACGGCCGCUCGUGCUGCAGAUGAUUCAUGAUUCAAAUGCUCUCGAGCCUCGAUGCCGAUUUCAGGAAGAGUAUUCUGAAGAAUAUGGGACUGCUAUGAUAUCAUCCACUGCCAUUGCUGAUACCAUAAAAGCUCGUACUGAAGCACUUUUGAAGAGGACGAAAGCUGCAGUCUCUCCUAAGCCUAUCGUGAUAAGGGUGGAAUAUGCUCACUGUCCUAAUCUCACUAUUAUCGAUACUCCCGGCUUUGUUCUCAAGGCAAAGAAAGGCGAACCCGAGAGUACUCCAGAUGAGAUUUUGUCGAUGGUGAAGACCAUAGCUAGUCCACCUCAUCGCAUUCUUCUAUUUCUUCAGCAGAGUAGUGUUGAAUGGUGUUCCUCAUUGUGGUUGGACACCAUUCGUGAAAUUGAUCCUGCCUUCAGACGCACAAUCAUUGUUGUCUCCAAAUUUGACAACCGUCUUAAGGAAUUUAGUGAUCGGUGGGAAGUGGAUCGGUAUUUGAGUGCAAGUGGAUACCUUGGAGAAAACACUCGACCAUUCUUUGUUGCCCUGCCAAAGGACAGAAGCAUAGUUUCUAAUGAUGAGUUCCGUAGGCAAAUAGCUCAGGUGGAUACGGGAGUCAUGUCCCAUCUUCGUGAAGGUGUCAAAGGAGGGUAUGAUGAGGAGAAGUACAAAUCCCACAUAGGUUUCGGUUCUCUCAGAGACUAUCUUGAAUCCGAGCUCCAGAAGAAGUACAAAGAAUCGACCCCUGCCACAUUGGCCUUGCUUGAGCAACGGUGUAGCGAGGUUACGGCUGAUCUGGCACGAAUGGAUGGCAAAUUACAAGCGACUUCUGAUGUGACCCAUCUAAGGAGAUCCGCCAUGUUGCAUUCAGCAUCACUUUGCAACCAUCUGGAUUCUCUUCUUGAUGGGGCGGCCGAUCCAGCUCCUGAACAGUGGGGCAAAACAACUGAAGAGGAAAAAUUGGAGAGUGGCAUUGGAGGUUGGCCUGGUGUUAGUACGGACACAAAGCCUCCAAACGCCACUCUUCGUCUUUAUGGUGGUGCUGCGUUUGAGAGGGUGGUGCAUGAGUUUCGUUGUGCCACGUAUUCUGUGGAAUGCCCGGUUGUCUCAAGGGAGAAGGUGGCGAAUAUUUUACUUGCUCAUGCUGGCCGAGGUGGGAGCAGAGGAGUAAUGGAAGCAGCUGCAGAGAUAGCACGUGCGGCAGCUAGGUCAUGGCUCACCCCUCUUCUCGACACCGCAUGUGAACGUCUCGCUUUUGUUCUGUGCAAUCUUUUCGAUAUUGCUGUCGAGAGAAAUCGAAGUUCUCAACCCCCACGCGGUCAACAAUCGGGAGACAUGGAGGGUUAUGUGGGCUUCCAUGCUGCCUUAAGGCACUCUUACCACAAAUUCGUUAAAGAUCUCGCCAGGGACUGUAAACAGGUUGUGAGGCACCACCUCGACUCGGUCACCAGCCCAUACUCCCUCGUGUGCUAUGAAGCCGACACCAUGGCUUUGACCACCCACCGAGCACACCAGAUCCAGCCUUGGUCGUUUGGCCUCGACUUAUCGAGCGUGGGGCCCACGCCCGGUUCCACAAACGAGACCACGGUCGAACAGGAGAACAUUCCCCCUGAGAGAAACGAGAUAACGCCUGGGAAGACUGCUGUGGAGCAUAGGGAAGCCCUGAGAGAGUGCCAAAUGACAGUGCCAGAGACUCCUUCGCCAGAUCAGCCGUGUGACGCGAGUUAUGUCGUGAAAAAGGAGCUCGGGGGUCAUUGUGUGGUGGAGUUGGGGUUGAGAAAGCGACAAUCCAGGAUCGGGCCCAAUAAACGGGCCCAAAAUGGUGGUGGGCUUAUGAUGUUUGGGGGUGGGGACGGGAGCUCGAGGUCUGGGUCGCCUUACGAGGAGAUUUGCUCGUCUGCUGCGCGGCAUUUCGCGCGGAUUCGUGAGGUGCUGGUCGAGAGGGGUGUGGCUUCGACUCUGAAUUCCGGGUUCUUGACACCUUGUCGAGAGCGACUAAUGGUUGAACUGGGGCUGGAUUUGUUUGCUGUGACGGACGAGAAGUUUAUGGAAAUGUUUGUUGCACCUGGAGCCAUCGACCUUCUGGAAAACGAGAGGCAGUCGCUUCAAAAGCGCCAGAAAAUACUGCAUUCGUGCUUGAAUGAGUUCAAGAAUGUGGCCAGGGCACUUUGA
Molecule: messenger RNA, 2505 nt
Organism: Striga hermonthica
Lineage: Eukaryota; Viridiplantae; Streptophyta; Magnoliopsida; Lamiales; Orobanchaceae
Source: the annotation of a GenBank genome assembly